Molecule: messenger RNA, 2194 nt
Organism: Micropterus dolomieu (smallmouth bass)
Lineage: Eukaryota; Metazoa; Chordata; Actinopteri; Centrarchiformes; Centrarchidae
Gene: cnppd1
Product: cyclin Pas1/PHO80 domain containing 1
Exons: 8
Coding region: 116-1441 (441 amino acids)
Biological process (GO): regulation of cyclin-dependent protein serine/threonine kinase activity
Cellular component (GO): cyclin-dependent protein kinase holoenzyme complex; nucleus
Molecular function (GO): protein kinase binding; cyclin-dependent protein serine/threonine kinase regulator activity
Source: RefSeq, a predicted model, not a curated record
GGUCGUCACUGACUGUCCCCGGUCAGGUUGUGUUGCUAGCUGAGCUAAGGCGGGGGCCAGGCCAAGCAGUCGUCUUUUCAACGUUCGGCAGACUAAUGUUUAAUCUAUAGUAGAUAUGGAUUUCGACGCUCUGUUUAACGAGAAGACUUUUCAGUUUUCGGACUUCCAGGAGUUCACGUUUCUUCCUGGACACCAGAAGUUGACUGAACGAGUGAGAAAGCGACUGUAUUAUGGCCUGGACAAAGACGUUUCUUUAGAUGCCCUUUCUUGUCCUGUUACGGAUAUUGCUGUUGAAAUUUUCCAGAAGUCUGCCCCAAGCCCAAUACGAAAACUACAGAAGAAGUAUGCUGCUCAUGUUUCCAGGGAGGCUUGCAUCUCUCCAUGUGCCAUGAUGCUGGCUCUAGUUUACAUAGAAAGGCUCCGACAUAGAAAUCCUGAGUACCUACAAAAGAUCUCUUCCUCUGACCUCUUCCUGAUCUCCAUGAUGGUUGCCAGCAAGUACCUGUAUGAUGAAGGCGAGGAAGAAGAAGUUUUCAAUGAUGAGUGGGGAGCAGCUGGAAAGCUGGACGUGAAAACUGUCAACAACCUGGAGAUGAACUUCUUGAACGCCAUUGAGUGGAGCCUCUUCACAGAGCCAAAUGACUUAUUUGAUAUACUAAGUCAACUGGAAACCAGCAUUGCAGAGCGACAGGGGAUGAAACGUGGCUGGUUCACCUACACCGACCUCUGUGUGCUGCUGGAGCAGUCAGCGUGGAGUCAAGCCCUCACAGCCAUCUACCAGCACUUUACCAAGGUAUCCUGUAUGCUCGGCCUUGUCUAUCUGACCAGUGUGGCUGGCCUUAUUGCCACCAGCGCUGUGCUGCACCAGCUCAGUCUCUCCAGAAGCGGCCACUGCCUGCUUCCACCUCCAGCUGAGAUUAGCCCAGACCACCUUCCGACCUCCGACCUGAACUCAGAAGCUCCGUCUGCAGCCCAGAACCUCCCCUGUUUUGUUCUGGCCAACAAGAGUCUGAACCAUCAGACGGGUACACUUGGAAUCGGCCAGCACCACUCACAAAGUCCCCCAUCGGCUUCCUCACAGACAUCAAUAUUGUGUCUCUGGGGCUCCCUCCUUGCCUCAAUGGGUCACAUACACCCUGAAACAAAUUCUGAGAUGGAAGAUCCCCAAACCUGGUCUCCUGCCUCCUUCUUCUGUCCUGGCUGUCUUGCAUCCCUCCCUCCUCUUCAGUGCGGGCUCAGAAACACCUCAACAGUCUUCACUCAUGGCCCCCUUGAUAACAAUCAGCGUCAUUCACCAUGGCUGGCCCCCAGCCUCCUUGGAGGGGUGGAACCAAGUCUGAACUCUCGCCUAGGGGUGUUUCCCCCUGUGCAGUUGGGACCCUGCCAACCAAAGUCCAUGUUACCUGUCGACAAAGCCCAAGCUCUGCUCAUGCCCGGCUAGAGGCCGGCAAACCCGUGUCCUGUCAGCCUGUAGUAAUGGACUCUGGAAAUGAAACCAGCAUUGUCUUCAUGACUCAUCUACCACUUCAAGUCAUAUAUUAUUAUUUUUUUGUUUGUUUGUUUGUUUACUUUUCCGGAUCCAGAAUACAAGUGCAAAGGCAAGAGUAAUUAGGCACUUUUCAGGCGUGGUGAGAGUUUGAUAGGUGUGAGGUCACUGAUAGUUCACUAAUGCAGAACACAUUUGCCAUGAGUAAAAUGCCAUAGUGUUCAGUUAAUGCUCUGUAACUUGAUUUACAAUGCAGAGAAGUUCACAAGGAAUUUGAAGAUAAUUUGAUGUGUUUGUUUUCUUGGCUUCAACCAAACAUUUAUACUGCUUCCCACAUUUAUAUUUGUUUGAAAGUCCUAUCAGAUGGUGAUGCAAGACCCGUUUAAGGAUUGUGUUUGGAGUUAUUUUAUCACAGCUGCUUGCUACUUGGUAGGUUUGCCUGUAUGUGGAGGUUUCACAGCAUAUCUGAAGGUUUCACAGUAAGUUUUUUUUUGUUAUGAUUGCGCUCUGUGAAUAGAAGGGACUAAACCAGUUGGCUUCUAAAUUUUGGCUUAUUCAUAUUUGCUUAGUGUUACAUAUAUUUUUCAUUUGUGUAUAAGGAGCUUUACACCAGAUAUUGGCCAUACACAUACAGCAAGCACUGAUUUUGUACACCAGAGAGUUUUUGUUUAGUUGUUUGUGAAAUAAAUUGUCUCCUGUUCUUGUAAA